AUGGGACACAUUUCUAGCUCUGAUACUAAAAAGCAUGUGCCAAUGUAUUAUUUUCUGGGUGUGUUAUCAUGUGUGGAUGCCAGUAUUUCUUCAGUAAUUAUCCCUAACAUGUUAGUAGAAUUUACAUCCAAAAAUAAAGUCAUUUCAUUCCUUGGGUGUGGAACCCAGAUGUUUCUCGUUGUUACUUUUGGGACCACCGAAUGCUUUCUCUUGGCUGCAAUGGCAUAUGAUCGCUAUGUAGCCAUCUACAACCCCCUCCUGUAUUCAGUGACCAUGUCACCCAGAGUCUGUGUGACACUCGUCAUUGCAUCCUAUGUUGGUGGCCUUUUGAAUGCUUCUGUGCACACAGUGGCCACAUUUAGCCUAUCAUUCUGUGUAACCAAUGAAAUUAGACAUGUCUUUUGUGACAUCCCUCCUCUCCUGGCUAUUUCUUGCUCUGACACUUAUACAAGCCAGCUUCUCCUUUUCUACUGCGUGGGCCCUGUUGAGCUUGUCACUAUCCUGAUUGUCCUGAUCUCCUACGCCUUCAUUCUACUGGCAAUUCUGAGGAUGCAUUCUGCUGAGGGGAGAAGAAAAAUCUUCUCUACGUGUGGUUCUCACCUAACUGGAGUGUCAGUUUACCAUGGAACCAUCCUCUUCACGUAUGUGAGACCAAGUUCCAGCUAUGCCUUGGACCAUGACAUGAUAGUGUCAAUAUUUUACAGCAUUGCGAUUCCCAUGCUGAAUCCCAUUAUCUACAGUUUAAGGAACAAAGAUGUCAAAGAGGCAAUGAAGAGAGUCAUUCAGAAACACUUUUUGAGGCAUGGAUCUAGAUGUUGCAGCUACAGUGUUGAACAAAGUAAGCAAAAAUCCUGCACUUAUUAA
Messenger RNA from Sus scrofa (pig), 864 nucleotides. RefSeq names its product olfactory receptor 5T2-like. Lineage: Eukaryota; Metazoa; Chordata; Mammalia; Artiodactyla; Suidae. Gene Ontology annotation, biological process: G protein-coupled receptor signaling pathway. The record is from RefSeq and is a predicted model, not a curated record. Gene Ontology annotation, cellular component: membrane. Gene Ontology annotation, molecular function: olfactory receptor activity; G protein-coupled receptor activity.